CUCAGCGGAGCCGGGCGCCCUGUCUCGCGCCGGGUCCGGACGCCGGGAAUGUUCCGGCUGGGUCGCAGAGGCAAAGCGUGAUUCCGUCCAGCUCGCCUGGUGUCUGAGGCUCACGGUGUUCCGAAAUGGCCCAGCAGUCGGAUAAGGAUGUCAAGUACUACACCCUGGAAGAGAUUCGGAAGCACAACCACAGCAAGAGCACCUGGGUGAUUCUGCACCACAAGGUGUACGAUUUGACCUCAUUUUUGGAGGAGCAUCCUGGUGGGGAAGAGGUCCUCCGAGAACAAGCAGGAGGGGAUGCUACUGAAAACUUUGAGGAUAUCGGGCACUCUACCGAUGCUCGAGAAUUGUCCAAAACGUACAUCAUUGGGGAGCUUCACCCAGAUGAUAGAGCAAAGCUAACUAAGCCUUCGGAGACUCUUAUUACUACUGUUGAGUCUGAUUACAGCUGGUGGACCAACUGGAUGAUCCCAGCCAUCUCCGCACUGGCCGUCGCCCUGAUGUAUCGCCUCUACAUGGCAGAAGACUAAAUACAUCCUCGGGAGCCAGAGAAAGAAAAGGCUGCUUUGGACCAGGGAGAAGGAAGCCAGUGUCAGCUGUUCCAACGGACAGAAACCUUCAUCUGAAAAAUAAUUUUCAUACACCUGUUUCCCUUUCCUCCCACAUUAGAAACAAAAAGAACUGUCCUGUUCUUUUUACUCCUGAACUUUUGCCAUCUUAUUCAUCAGCUUUGUUCUGAUGUUCCGUCACUACAUGAUUUACUUACUGUAGGCAUGAUCUUUUAAAAAUAUACCUGGCUUUUAAAAUGUA
This is a messenger RNA of Manis pentadactyla (Chinese pangolin), 810 nucleotides long. Its product is annotated as cytochrome b5. NCBI's taxonomy places the organism in Eukaryota, Metazoa, Chordata, Mammalia, Pholidota, Manidae. The record is from RefSeq and is a predicted model, not a curated record. The coding region runs from base 126 to 530 and encodes 134 amino acids. The transcript is spliced from 5 exons. Gene Ontology annotation, cellular component: intracellular membrane-bounded organelle; mitochondrial outer membrane. Gene Ontology annotation, molecular function: heme binding.